This is a messenger RNA of Argiope bruennichi, 2705 nucleotides long. It is a transcript of the gene Atac2, whose product is annotated as cysteine-rich protein 2-binding protein-like. NCBI's taxonomy places the organism in Eukaryota, Metazoa, Arthropoda, Arachnida, Araneae, Araneidae. The record is from RefSeq and is a predicted model, not a curated record. Gene Ontology annotation, molecular function: acyltransferase activity, transferring groups other than amino-acyl groups. The transcript has a single exon. The coding region runs from base 125 to 2257 and encodes 710 amino acids.
ACUAAGAAAAGUCAAACAAAACAAAGCGCAUAUUUUUCACCGGCAAAUGUUUAUUUUGUGAAGUUCGCAUCCUGUUUACAGAAAGUGAUUACUAUGAUUUGAUUCUUUUCUUAGAUCUAUAAUUAUGGAAAUCGAAACUACGAAAUCAGAUUUACAUUGUUAUUGUUCGACAAACGAACUUGAACAUGACAUGCUUACUUGUUCCUUUUGCAAGAAAAAUUUCCAUUUGUCAUGCUUAAGAAGUGGACGUCCAUCUCCCCUAGCGGGCGACAUAUAUUUCAAUUUUACAUGCCAAGAAUGUUCACCAAGCAAUACAGAAAUCAUUAGUCGCAUAAAAAUGCACUGGUCGCUUGUAAUUAUGAUAGCUCUGUAUAAUCUUCAGCUGCAAGGCGGUGGUAAGUGUGGGUAUUAUCGUUGGCGUGAACAUAUUUGUCGGUUUAUUGACAAAAAUUGGGCUAUAUUCUUUGGAGAAGAUCGCAAAAAGAGUGCCACAUGGCAUGGAACAGUGGCUGGUGCAUUGUCAAAUUUUUCUAAUAGAUGUUUUGUGUCUGGUAUGGAAGUUUUGGGUGAAACUGGUUGGUGGUCUCUUAAAUCAAGCAAAUUACCCUCUAUUGAAGAAUUGGAUUCAUUGGCAUUGAGCAAUAAAGCCAAUCGUAAACGGCAGAUUCAGUCAGAACCUGAUAGUCCUGUUGUUGAAGGCUCUAGAAAAAAGAAUCAAAACAUAGUGGAAGCAGCAGUUGCAUUGAAGGAGAAGAAAGCAAGUAUUGCUUGUGAUAUUAAGCCUUCAAAGCCCAAGAAAAAACGCACUGAAUCGAAAACUAAAUCAAUGGAUGUGUCAAAUUUCCCAUUCAAACAUAAAUUGAAAUUGGUUGUUUCUCAUCCUGAUGUUUCACCAAGUUCCUCUUAUUUCCCAGAUGAAAAUUCAAAAAAAGGCAUCCCUAAAAUAAUAAUUAAGAAAGAAAAAGACAAUUUACCAAAAUACCCACCUGAAGACUUAAGUAUGUGGAUUAAAGAGCCAUCUAUGAAUUUAGAUCUUAAUAUUGAAAAUGUUCCUUCUGAUAUAUUUGACACAUCAAAUUCAUUGGAUGCCCCAGAAAAUAUCAACAAUUUAUUUGAUGGAGUUUUGUCUGAGAUGAAUUAUGAAAAAUCAAAUUUAAAGCAGGAAUAUGAAAGUGAAGAUGAAAACAGCAACUCUAGUAAAACUGUAGGAACUACAAAGAAACUUCAUCAUCCAGAUACUAGUCGCAAGAGGAAAGCUGUUACCAAAGAAGAAAGCCCAGUGAAAGAAGUAGUUAUGCCUGAUCCCAAAUUUACCUUAAUGAGCCCAUAUGAAGAAGAACAACUGUUGCAAAAAUUAGAAAAUUACUCUACUGCAAUGAAAGAAAGACCUGAAAUAAGGCGUCUUUAUCGAAAGUUAAAGGUUAGGAAACUGAAGCGAGAAAGGAAAUUACCAGUUUUUGACAUAGAUGUCCAGAUGCGUUCUCUUAGAGGUAUGGACCCACCAGAUUAUGUUGAACAUGAAAAUUUGCCUAAACCUACUACUACCGCUUCUAGUUUAAAGACUAUACUUGACAGAUUUCAAAGUAGUCAGUUCAGUGUGUGUGGUAAAUCACAGCAACAUGCAUCUUUUUUCUGUCGCCUUAUGGGUCUAGAAGAUGAAGAACAAUCUAGUAUUGUCAGUCCUUACACCCAGAGAAUCUUGAAACCUUUUAUAUUCAGGGAUUAUCAUGUGAAACCUCUUAAAAUGCAGUUAUUAGGAGAAAUAUUAACUCGUACAAACAAGAAUAAUCCACAAUGGGUUGCACCAAAGCAGAGCCCAGUAGAUUACUGUUAUGUUCGCCCUCAACAUAUUCCUGGUAUUAAUGCUUUAUGCCAUGAAUUCUUCUGGCCUGGCAUUGAUAUGUCAGAAAGUCUUCAAUAUCCAGAUUUUAGUUGUGUUGCUUUAUAUAAAAAAGUAAUUGUUGGAUUUGCAUUCAUGGUACCGGAUGUGAAAUAUAAUGAAGCUUAUAUCACUUUCAUAUUUUGUCAUCCUGAGUGGCGGAGAUGUGGUAUUGCAACUUUCAUGCUUUAUCAUCUUAUUCAAACAUGUAUGGGAAAAGAUGUCACCCUGCAUGUAUCUGCUUCAAGUUCAGCAGUAUUUUUGUAUCAAAAAUUUGGCUUUAAAGUUGAAGAAUUUAUACAUGAUUUUUACGAUAAGUAUUUGCCUCCUGAUUCAAAAGAAUGUCGGCAUGCUUUGUUUUUAAGAUUGAGUAGAUAAUCAUGGUGCACUAUAUGACUGUACAUUGUCAAUGGUUUUAGAUGUAGAAAAUGUAUAAUACUUAAUAUUUAUAUACUUGGAAAGUAUAUAUCUGUAAGUGGGUAAUUUGUAGAAUUUGUGUCAAUAACAUUCCUUUUCAAGUAAAAAAAUAUUAUGGUAAACCAACUUCUUAAUUAUUAUACACUCUAUUGUGUAAGAUAUGCUAAAAGAAAAUUAUAAAAGGAGAUUAAAAGUGAUAAAUCUGGUUGAAUCUUAGUUUAUUCUCAGCUUUUUUUUUUACAUUACAUUUCAUUCAUUAUAUCACCUUGGCAAUAUCUUAUUUCAUUUAUAUUUGAAUAUGUAAAUAAAUCAUAAUUUACAUGUCUGAAUAUCUAUGAUUUGGAAUUCAUGCAUAUCUUUUUAUGAGAAUAGUUCUUGUAAAGUGUUUAAUUUCACUUUGAUUCAUCAU